UUGUUUUUUUUUUACCCUUGAAUUUCCUUGAAAAUAAAUCAUUUUCAGUUAACUAAUUCACUUAACAACCAGUUGAUGGUAAAAUUGUCAAAAUACUGAGAAUGUUUUGUAAAUUAAAAGCCGUACUUAUUGAUCUAAGCGGUACGAUUCAUAUCGAAUCAAAUGAAAUUGUCGGAUCUAUUGAUGCAUUGACAAGAUUACGUAGAUCUGGUCUUCGUUACAAGUUUGUAACAAAUACGACGAAAGAGAGUCAAAAUUUUCUCUACGAACGAUUAAAAUCCAUUGGAUUUGAUAUUGAAAAAAAUGAAAUAUUCACAUCAUUAGUGGCAGCUAGAGAUUUUAUCCGAAAUGAAAAACUUUGGCCACAUUUAUUGCUUGAAGAGUGUGCAAUGGAAGAUUUUCAGGAUGUAACCAAAGAAUUAGUUGAUAGUCAUAAAGGCGAAGCAGUCGUUGUUGGAUUGGCACCAUCAAAAUUCAAUUAUGAUACGUUAAAUGAUUCAUUUGAUAAAUUAUUAAACGGAGCUCGAUUAGUGGCCAUACAUCAAGGUCGAUAUUAUAAAACAACAAAAGGUUUAGCACUUGGUCCUGGUCCUUUCGUGAAAGCUCUAGCUUAUGGGGCUGACAUUAAACCUGAAGAUGUUAAAGUAGUAGGUAAACCUGAUCGUAAUUUUUUCCUUUCGGCUCUCCAAUCGUUAAAUGCAAAUAUUCAACCUGAUGAAGCUGUUAUGAUCGGUGAUGAUGUUCGUGAUGAUAUUGCCGGAGCCAUGGCAUUAGGUAUGCAAGGUAUACUUGUUCGAACCGGAAAAUAUCGGCCAGACGAUGAAAAUAAAAUCAAUCCAUCACCAACAUUAACUGUUGCAACAUUUGCCGAAGCAAUUGAAACUAUUUUAAGUGAUCUUUGUAAUUAAAAUCUGCAUUAUUGUAUAAAUUUUAUUGUUAAAACAAACAGAAAAAUUCUAAUCAAACAAAAAAUUCAAAAAUCAUCAAAUAAUAAAAUUUCGAUGAUAUUUAUUGAUAUGCACGUAUUGUCUUGUUGAAGGAUAAAAGUUUUCGUUUGUUAAAAAAAUCAAUAAUUUGUUUUUAUAUUUCGCCAUAUAUGAUCUGCAUCUUUUUUAGCCACAUAUCCAAAUGGGGUGUGUUCUAGCUCAAACUUUAAUUCUCUCCUUGAAUCGAUCGAUAUAUUAUGAUGAUUGUUGAUGAUACGAUAUAGACAUGGACAAUAUAUCUUGUAAAUGAUGGUGAAUUUGAUGAAUGAUGAUUGAAUGCGGAACAAACAAAUGAAAAACAAAUCCAUAGGUGAUCAUUUCCAUUUCGAUUAAAGCGAAUCAUAGACAAAACAAACGAAUGAUCCGGUUAUUGCAUAAUAAAUGGCAUUCACAAUGGCUGACCAUGUCAAUCGAUCAAUUAUGAUUAAAACAACAUUUGGAUCACCAUUUAGAAUAUGGCUGCAUUCUUUUCUUUACUUCUUUGUUGCUAAAAUUAUUCAUUUUAUUUUUUCUUGUUUAAUCUGUGACUAGAACCGAAUAAAAUUCAUUAUUAAUGGAUGAAAGCAAAAAUUGUGAUAUCUUGAUAUCUUAUGGCAGUGCCAAUAUUAGAUUCAAUAUGUAAUGUAGAUGUCGGUGAUGGUCAUUGUGUAUCCAGAGAUUUGUCUCACUAAUUGUAUAUGGUUUGGCCUAUUUUGGCAAGUUUCAAGUAGGAUCAU
Messenger RNA from Dermatophagoides farinae (American house dust mite), 1702 nucleotides. RefSeq names its product haloacid dehalogenase-like hydrolase domain-containing protein 2. Gene Ontology annotation, biological process: dephosphorylation. Gene Ontology annotation, cellular component: cytoplasm. Lineage: Eukaryota; Metazoa; Arthropoda; Arachnida; Sarcoptiformes; Pyroglyphidae. The record is from RefSeq and is a predicted model, not a curated record. Gene Ontology annotation, molecular function: phosphatase activity.